CCAAAAUUUAUAUUAAGAGCUACAUUAAUUUUAAUGUCUAUGGCAUGGUCAUGGAGCUAGGACUACCACUACCGCAAAUUUUACCCAAAUUUCAACCUUUGGAAAGCAAGCAACGUUUGAUUUAAUUUUUCAAGAAACUCGAUUGUUCUGUUUAAAAAUAGAUCUAGAUUUACAUCACGCCACUAUUUUUCAAGGAAUCAUAUAACACCAUUUGAUUUUAAAGAUGCCACGAAUAUACAUCCAGAAAAAUAUGAGAAAGCAGUGGACAACUGAUGCAAUGGCUGCAGCAAUUACUGCAGUUAGAAACAAAGAAAUGGGCUAUUUAAAAGCCAGCAAAACUUUUGGUGUUCCUAGGGCAACUUUAGAGCGUAAGGUAAAAUGCAUUGAUGCACCACUCAGUGAAGUGGUGAAUGUUCCCUUAGGGAGAAAGCCAAUAUUGUCACCUCAUAUUGAAGCGGAAUUAGUCAGUUAUAUAACUGAAAUGGAGUCAAGACUGUUUGGUGUAACUUGCACUGAUGUGCGAAGAAUGGCUUAUCAGCUAGCUAAAAAAAACAAUAUUAAGACAAAUUUCAAUAUUGACAAUGAAAUGGCAGGCAAAGACUGGCUAGCAUCAUUUCUAACUAGGCACCCACAACUUUCUUUGCAAGAAGAACAAUGUAUGCAGUGUGUAUCAUGCAAUAAAUGGUGGCACACUAAAUGCGCUGCGGCAGAAUCAGCAGACAUAAAAAUGGCUAAAGUCCAGGUGGCAGCUUUCAUCACCACAAAUGUUGAUAGUAAAUCUAUAAAUGAAAGUUUUCUGUCAUCUUGUUCCAUUAUGGUGUCCAAGCUGUUUUACACUGACGUUCAAUACGUCACACUAGAACUCCAGACCAAUGUCACUAUGAUGAGGGCUGCGUCCAUUGCUCCCAUGCUUAAUCUAAAGCUCUUCCACAACUCAGACAAGGUAGACAACUCUAGUAAACAUGAUCUGGCUAAGCAAGUAGCUAGCUGGUUCGCCAAGCAUUUAAGGAUACCAGAAGACAGGGUGCUGGUAUUAUUCAUUGACACAAGGUUAUGUAAUGCAGAAUGAAAUGAUGGAGACACUGGAUCAAAUUUUAAAAAAUAUGUCUUAUACAUUCUAAUAAUAUUGUACUGCUUUUAUAGAAUUGUUUUGUUGACAAGAAAAAAAAUUAACGCUUUGCUAUUUUUUAAUGUCUAUAAAAAUAUUUAUUUUUUUUAUUAAAGUAUUAUCAUUGUUAAAACUGUGAACCAUUCCAAAGGUUGUUUUUUUUGUGUGUGUGUGUACAUUAGUCUUAGAGCUAGUAAAGUGAACCUUUAAAUAAAGUUUAAACCUUUAGAUUAGAAUUAUAAAAGAGGACUCAUCAUUUUCAAUGUGACCAGAUGAGUUAAUUCUGAACCAAGAUUUUAGUUUGUUAGUUCCAUAUAACAGGAUCUAAAUGUAUUCUGUUGUGCAGCCCUUAAAAUAUUUAUCUCUGUGUUCCAUUAAUGACAAUAAAGUGUUAGCUGAAAUGUUUGAGGUUUUACAUGUCAGAAUUAUUAGGGAGUCAGAACAAGACUGAUGUAUGGCAGCAAAAAUAAAAAGAUAAAAAGAAAGAAAAAUAUUUCAACAAAAUUUAAUAGUUUAUUCAAUUCACAAUACAUAUAAGUUUAAUCAAGAAGAAGUAAGUUCAUACAUUUAGCUUCAGUUUUUCAGAACCUUCACUGCUAAAUUAAUAUAACUCUUAAUGCCUUAAUUCUUUACAUUAACUCUGAAAUGACAGGACCAAAAUAAAAAAAAAAUCCUGCAUUUUGAUGAUGUCAGCUGAAUUUCAUCUUUGCUGUUAUUCCUUUAAAGUACAAUUUCUAAAAAAAAAAUAAAAAUGCUCCCACUUAUGACAAUCCUCUCCAGUCAUGGUAUUCAAUAAAUAAUAAACUAAUUAAUACUAUGACAAAGAGACUAUACAUUUAAAUUGCUAGUUUCAUUCUGCAAUGUUUGAUUAUUGUUGUUAAAUUACAUGACAGAAAUAAAUUGUUAGAUUCAUACAUUGUACAACAUGCAAAACAUGAAGAUGUCAAUAAAUAAAUUGCCCCUAAAUAAAUUACAGUUCAAAACUU
Biomphalaria glabrata is the source of this 2094-nucleotide messenger RNA. RefSeq lists its product as uncharacterized. The transcript is spliced from 5 exons. Bases 224 to 1069 code for a protein of 281 amino acids. NCBI's taxonomy places the organism in Eukaryota, Metazoa, Mollusca, Gastropoda, Planorbidae. The record is from RefSeq and is a predicted model, not a curated record. Gene Ontology annotation, molecular function: cytokine activity; DNA binding; phenylpyruvate tautomerase activity.